Messenger RNA from Myotis lucifugus (little brown bat), 1824 nucleotides. RefSeq names its product phospholipid scramblase 4 (gene PLSCR4). Gene Ontology annotation, molecular function: phospholipid scramblase activity. Gene Ontology annotation, cellular component: plasma membrane. The transcript has 10 exons. The coding region runs from base 287 to 1276 and encodes 329 amino acids. Gene Ontology annotation, biological process: plasma membrane phospholipid scrambling. The record is from RefSeq and is a predicted model, not a curated record. NCBI's taxonomy places the organism in Eukaryota, Metazoa, Chordata, Mammalia, Chiroptera, Vespertilionidae.
AGUGUCCGCCAACUCCAGGCCUCCUCCCAUCCACGCUCUAGGUUGUUUUUGUUGGAAACGCCCUCCUCUUCCUCUUGCUUUCCCCGCCCAUCCUCACUCCUUCCUCUGGAGAAAGUGAGACCCCCGGGCCUGACUGUGCUGGUGCGAAGCGGUUAGCGGCAAGACUUGGAAGCAGCCCAUGUGUCCAUCAGUAGAUGAGUGGAUAAAAAAGCAGUGGGACCAGCUGGACUAACCUAUGAACCAGGAGGCCACGGUUCAAUUCCAGGAUUAAUUGGAAUACCUCAAAAUGUCAGGUGUAGUCCCCACAGCCCCUAAGCAACCUACAGAUGAAAUGGGAAAUCAAUUAAAGUCACCUGAUCCAAGACCUGAUGCCCCUCCAGACUAUAAUUCCCAUUUUGUACCAGGACCCCCUGGAGCAGCUGUUCUUCCACCUGCAGGCUACCCAAGGGGCGUGCCUAUGGGAUAUUAUAAUCCACAGCAGCCCAGUGCCUUCCCGUACUGCCAGCCAACUGGUGGUACACAUCCUAUCCAGUACCAGCCUGGCAACUAUCCAGUGCCAAGUCAGUCUGCUCCAAUAACAUGGAUGCCAGGGCCAACUCUUAUGCCAGACUGCCCUCCUGGUCUAGAAUACUUAACCCAGUUGGACAACAUACAUGUUCUUCAGCAUUUUGAACCUCUGGAAAUGAUAACACGUUUUGAAACUAAUAAUAAAUAUGAUAUUAAAAACAACCUGGACCAGAUGGUGUACAUUGUAACCGAAGACACAGACGACUUUACCAGGAAUGCUUACCGGACACUAAGGCCCUUUGUCCUCCGGGUCACUGACUUUAUGGGCCGAGAAAUCAUGACAAUGCAGAGACCCUUCAGAUGCACCUGCUGUUGCUUCUGUUGUCCCUCCACCAGGCAAGAGCUAGAGGUGCAGUGUCCUCCUGGCAUCACCAUUGGCUUUGUUAUGGACCACUGGAACCUGUGCCGGGCGGUGUACAGCAUCCAAAAUGAGAAGAAAGAAAAUGUGCUGAGCGUUCGUGGGCCAUGCUCAACCUAUGGCUGUGGCUCAGAUUCUGUGUUUGAGGUCAAAGCCAUCAAUGGUGUCUCUAACAUCGGCAGUAUUAUUAGAAAGUGGAAUGGUUUAAUGUCAGCCAUGGGCAAUGCUGACCACUUUGACAUUCACUUCCCAUUAGACCUGGAUGUGAAGAUGAAAGCUAUGAUUUUUGGAGCUUGCUUCCUCAUUGACUUCAUGUAUUUUGAAAGAUCACCACAACAUUCAUCAAGAUAGAUGGACAAAGAAAAUCAGCAGUUAUGGUUUUUUAAAAGUUAGAAAAAGUUGGAUUGGGCUUACAGUCAAUCCUCAAUUAUGUGCCUGCUUUUGAAGAUUACUUUUAUUUCAUGUUAGCUCUGACAGGCAGCCUGAGAGUGUAAGAACACAGUCUAAUGUGCGUUUCAGUUGAGAAUCUGUCUCGUUGUCUACUUGUUAAACUAGGAGUUCAUCCUGAAAAAGCUUUGACUCAUUAACCCAGUAAAUGUAGAUAUGAUGAGCUGGAAAACACUUUAAUAUAAGAUAGGGGAAAAUGAAUCCCAGAGUUCUCACAUUAAUAGCUAACGUUCAUCAACAUAUCUUCUCACCAAUGACAAAUUUGACUCGAGAUGAAAAGAACAAUAUUCUUCAUCUUUAAAAACAAAAGGAAGGCAGGCAGAAGUAUUCUAUUUUAUUGUACAAGGAACAUUUUACCUGUGCACAUGUAUCAAUGCCUCAUUUUGCAAAAUUUUUAAAAGUUUCAAUGGAAAACUUGAUUUCAUUAUCAAAUAAAACUGUUUUUAUCAUAA